Molecule: messenger RNA, 2882 nt
Organism: Musca domestica (house fly)
Lineage: Eukaryota; Metazoa; Arthropoda; Insecta; Diptera; Muscidae
Gene: Deaf1
Product: deformed epidermal autoregulatory factor 1
Exons: 4
Coding region: 383-1945 (520 amino acids)
Biological process (GO): regulation of transcription by RNA polymerase II
Cellular component (GO): nucleus
Molecular function (GO): DNA-binding transcription factor activity, RNA polymerase II-specific; DNA binding
Source: RefSeq, a predicted model, not a curated record
AAAUACAACCCUGAUCACUUAUACCCUUUUCUCAUUUCGUCUUCUAUUUAUUUUUUUAUUUAUAGGAUUGGAUUCAAUGGAUUUAUAAAGUCUGUGAAACUAGUUUAAUAUUGAAUUCGAUGUAAUUUAAGAACUAAAUUUAUUGAAAUUACGUGCGGCGAUUCGUCCUCUAAGCGGAAAGUGGUUACGUUCAGUGAAUGUUGACGGCGAGACCGCCUAAAAUUAAUUUUACACGGCAACUUUUUUCGAUAUUGUGGGAAAAAAGUCUUGUGCAGUUAUUUUGUGUGUGUAGCCAGCAGUCACUGAAGAGCAAAAACGACGAAGAACAAGAACAAAGUAGACACUGGCAAAAAUCACCCAAAUCUCCAUAGUAGAUUAAGCUAUGGAACAGGACUCGAUGCAUCUGAGCCGAAUACGUGAUGUCAAAGAAUUAGCCGUGCUCAGCGAUGAGGCGCGUGACGUUAAAGAAGAAGUUAUACUUGAGAGUUCCGGCCAUCAGCUGGAGACCAAAGUUCAUAUGGUAACAUCGUCAAAUGAGAAUAGUGGAGGUAGUGGUGGCGGUGUUGUCUCGGUGCCCGUUUCCCUGCCAAUUGGUUCCAUGAUUGCUGGUACAGCUUUUAAUGUUAUAACCCCCGAUCAUUUACCGCAUUUCAAACAGAUGCUGUGCGUCGACAACAAUGGCUACAUUUCAAGUGGCACUGUGGUGGGUGGUGAUCUAAAGACGAUUGUUAUACAUCAGCAACAACAAAGUGAUAACACAAAUGUCGGCGGUGGCCAAGCCACGGCGACUGGUACAUUAGGUGGUCUAAAUCAUGACGGUUCCGGUAGUAAUAACAGUCAUGACAGCACCGUCACCGGCGAUCAACUGGUACACGGUGGUCCCGGCUCAGGCUGUGGUUCGGGGUCGGGUGUCAGUUGGUCCGAAACAUCGCAAAUGGAAGUGUUUCCCAUCCGAUGUAAGACCACCAGUGCAGAGCUGUAUCGCAGUAAAUUGGGUUCCGGCGGCCGGGGUCGCUGUGUUAAGUACAAAGACAAAUGGCUGACACCAAGUGAAUUCGAACAGACAUGUGGUCGUGGUUCCAGUAAAGAUUGGAAGCGUUCCAUCAAAUAUGGUGGUAAAUCCCUACAGUCGUUAAUUGAUGAAGGCACAUUGACACCGCACGCCACAAACUGUAGUUGCACGGUGUGUUGUGAUGAUGAAGCUGCCUCCGGUCCCGUACGUCUAUUUACCCCCUACAAACGCCGGAAGCGAAAUCAAGAAGAUGGUGAUAUGGGUCCCAAACGUAAACGAAAUACCAACAACAAUAACAAUGUUGUCAACAAUACCGAACCACCACCGCAGGCCACAGUAGUCGAUGAUAAUAAUAUGUUUUUAACCGAAGAUAAUAUUACCUCCAAGGAUGAACCGUGGCCGACAUUAAAUGACAGCCUCGACACAUCCACAGAACUGGUAGAUCAGACACAAAUCGGUAAUCCCUACGAUCGGGAGACGUUUGUGGUGAAUAUCAAUGAUCCGGGGUCAAUUGCAUUGUUAGAUAAUAGUCAGACAAUGAAAACACUAGAGAAUGUUUAUUGCACAAUGGUCAAGGCGACCAAUGAUUUUAAACGCAUACUGACGGAUUUAAAGAACACAUACGAUCGUAAAAUCGAAAUACUACAAAAGGAGCGGGAUGCAGCGGUGGCAGCAAUGCGUGUCCAGGUACAUGCCGAUUUAGACGAUCCAAAUAUAUCGGGUUCAUUACAUGGCAACGAAAUAAUAUCAGCUAAAAAGUGCGCCAACUGCAAUCGCGAGGCAUUGGCGGAAUGUUCGCUAUGCCGAAAGACCCCCUAUUGUUCGGAGUUUUGCCAACGAAAAGAUUGGAAUGCCCAUCAGGUGGAGUGCACACGGAAUCCAGCACCAGCAACCACACAACAAAUAAUGCUCCUAGUUGAUGAGCAGUCCUAAAUUGAAUUAAAUAGAACAACCAACCAACAACUGUACAUACAUCUAUAGAAUACCGCAUCAACCGACAAACAAUUCAAUACCCGAAAACAAAAAACAAAUUAAAUUUUAAAUUCUUUGUACGUUUGCGUAAAACAAAAAUCCAACCAAUUAGCAUUAAUCUCUAAACGUCGUAAAACAAAAAACAAACAACAGAAAACUAUACCAGCAACAGCAGAAGCAAUAACAUAAACAAAAAAAAAAAAAUACCACAUACGAUUUUUAAACAAAAUCCUAUUACAACAAAAACAAAUACAAUAGUAACUCCUCCCUUGCAGCAACAACUAUGAAAUAGAAAGGACAACAAAAUAUUCAGACAUAUUCAAAAAUCUGCAACUUUACACACACCAGAUAUGAAGGCAAUGUCAGGAAAGGAACAGCGAUACAUCCACUACCAAUAGUCUCUCCCCCCAAAAAAGAAGUGGAAAAUCCGUAAUGCAUUGAAGGAAACAACUAUUACCAACAUACAGACAGACAAAGCGUAAAGAUUGGAAGGCGAAUUUCACAUUCAAACACACACACACACACAUAUAUAUAUAAAUAUAUAAAUAAAAUUAACAAAAACGGCAUGCAAUGGCUUACCCAAAAUGCAUAUCGGAAAUUUUGCGUACGUUGUGGCGUAUCCCGAUUUCCAUGAUAUGCGGUAAGAGACAGAAAAAAAUAAACACGAACUACAGUACACUGGAUGCAAACCAAUUACAUAUACAUAUUCGUCUAUGUAUACACAUACAUACUUUUUUCAUUAGACUUUAAGACAUAGUUAAACUUUUAACAUUUUAUUAUUAUUUUAUGGAUAAUAUUAAUAAAAAAAAAACAACAAACAAACAAACGAAAAAUGGCAACAAAAACAAAUAAUUAUAAAUUUAAGUAAAUAAAACAAAUAUUUAAACUUUAAAAAAAA